ACGGCCGUUGAUUGGUUCUCAGCCGUAUCCGGUGGGGCAGCGGUCCAGGGCUCGGGAAAAAAAAUCGAAGCGAGGAGGAUCUGGUAACGGUACGCUUUGAGAAAUCUCAUCCAUCCCGAGUCGCUGUCGAAGGGCUCGGCAGGAAUUUACAGUUUCUUUACAAAGGUUAGAGGUCACAGAGCAGGGUCGCCGUUGUCGUCAUGGCAUCUGGAAGUACGAGCAGCGAGGAGGAGCGGAGCCUGAGGGAGUGCGAGCAGUACGUGCAGAAACACAACAUUCAACAGCUGCUGAAGGACUGCAUUGUCCAGCUGUGCACCUCCAGGCCAGAUAGGCCCAUGGCCUUCCUCAGGGAGUACUUCGAGAGGCUGGAGAAGGAGGAGGCCAAGCAGAUUCAGAACCAGCAGAAGGCCAGCAGUUCCCGUUCAGACUCGCGCGAUGAGGAGGUGUCUCCUCCCAUGAACCCCGUGGUAAAGGGUCGCCGGCGGAGAGGAGCCUUCAGCGCAGAGGUCUACACAGAGGAGGACGCAGCCUCAUAUGUCAGAAAGGUCAUUCCAAAAGACUACAAGACGAUGGCAGCCUUGGCCAAAGCUAUUGAAAAGAAUGUGCUUUUCUCACACCUGGACGACAACGAGAGGAGUGACAUAUUUGAUGCCAUGUUUCCAGUCACCUACAUCGCUGGAGAAACAGUUAUUCUGCAGGGUGACGAAGGUGACAAUUUUUAUGUAAUCGACCAAGGAGAGAUGGAUGUGUAUGUGAACAAUGAAUGGGUGACCAGCAUCGGGGAAGGAGGCAGCUUUGGAGAGCUGGCCCUGAUAUACGGCACCCCGAGGGCGGCCACAGUUAGAGCCAAGACCAACGUCAAGCUGUGGGGCAUCGACAGAGACAGCUACAGGAGAAUACUUAUGGGAAGCACUUUGAGAAAGAGGAAGAUGUACGAGGAAUUCCUCAGAAAAGUGUCCAUUCUAGAGUCUCUUGACAAAUGGGAGCGUCUGACAGUUGCUGAUGCCUUGGAGCCCGUCCAGUUUGAGGACGGACAAAAGAUUGUAGUGCAGGGAGAGCCUGGAGAUGAAUUCUUCAUCAUCUUGGAGGGUUCUGCAGCCGUGUUGCAGCGUCGCUCAGAGAAUGAGGAGUUUGUGGAGGUGGGGAGGUUAGGACCAUCUGACUACUUUGGUGAGAUCGCUCUGCUGAUGAACCGCCCACGCGCCGCCACCGUGGUCGCCCGCGGCCCACUGAAGUGCGUGAAGCUGGACCGACCUCGCUUCGAGCGCGUCCUGGGCCCCUGUUCGGACAUUCUCAAACGCAACAUCCAACAGUACAACAGCUUCGUCUCGCUGUCUGUCUGAAGGGGCGUCUCUCUCUCUCUUUCUCUCUCUCUCUCUCUCUCUUUCUCUCUCUCUUCCUCCUCUCCACCCAUCCCUCUUUCUCUCCUUUCAGACCCAGGGUCCACCAAUGCAAUUUGCUUUUUUGUCACUUUCUUCUUCUUUGUGUUGGCUUUUCUCCCCCUUUUUUUAAAUUUAAUUUAAUUUUUUUUUGUUUCACACACCGCGGAGAUGGUUUUGUUGUUACCGCCUGUCACGCUGAGGUGACUUCUUUCAGCCAUUCACCAGCGCUUAAACCAGCUGCUGUAUGCUACCUUGUAGGCACAGUUACAUCACAUGUUACCUAUGUUUAUAUACGUGUUUGCCGGCUUUCUUUUGAAACACAAAGCAGGAUUGUGAGGGGAUCAGAAAGACAUUAGGGUCUCAGACUGACGAGACAGGACAAUCAACCUUUACAUGGCGCUUUUGGUAAAUUUUUAUCAGAUUUAUGUUGUAGAUUUAAAGUGAAGAGAGGGCUGCUUCUUCCCUGUUAGAGUUUCCUUUUGACAUCAGUGAUUAGACAGCGUAGAGCAGAAUCUAGAAGCCGUAGAAAGCAGGAUGUUUUUUUCAGCUGUGCGACGGUUGUGCUCCAUUCGGUUUUUUUUUUUUUUUUUGGUUACCUCCGAUUGGUACGACGAGACAACGGCGAGCCUGUUUUUUGCUUAGUUUGAGAGAGCUUGUACAACUUUUUAUUUUCUUGUGCAGCUACCAGGCUAGUGCCAAAUGUUUGAUUAUGCAUAGCCGUGGAAAUGCAGUGCGUGUUCCGUUUCCCCUGACUAUUUUUGGAGCUCAAAACAGGAAGUAGUUAUCACCCUUAUUGUCCUCUUAAUCGGUAGAACGACCAUACAAGAACUGCCUUGACUACUCUGAGGAAAAAAAAAAACAUGAUAAAAAAAGAAAGGAAAAAAAAACAAGAGUAUUAAGUGUAUUUCAGUAUUCAAUUUUUUUAGUAUAUACCAAAUAACUUGGUCACUCUUCUGCUAUGGUUUGUAAUCAAAAAUGUUAUCAUAGUAUAGUUAAAAUGAUCAUAGUUCUAUUAUUAUCAUGGACUAAAUGAUAAACUUAUGGUUUGGAGUGAUGGUGAACUUAAAAAAAAAUACGUUUAACUGUCUUUUGUAAACAUUUAUUUUUCCAUAAAUUCUAUUUUAGGUGUCCAGUGCCACAAAGUAAAUAAAUGCUUCUUCUUGUCAACUGACAAAAACAGUAUGUAAUUGUAUUGUGUCAUGGGUUAAUUCAACCUUUUUAAAAAUAGAUCAAUUUAAUGGGUAAUUACAGGUUUAUUGAAGUGAAGUCUUGGAAAAAAAAAUAUAUAAAGUUGGUUUAUGGAUUUCAGGACAUCUGAAGUAUUUUAUGUAUUAAAGCAUCACAGGUGAGCUGACAGGCAGAUAUUUAUUUCAGACUAGUGUCAUCGCUUAUUGCCUAUUGAAAAAGGUGGCUGUCCUUUCAUCAGAGUAGCUUGUGAUCUGUUCUCUAUGCUUACUUGGCAUGAUGUUUUUUAGGCAUCCAGUGAUCCGGUGUGAAUGGGAGCGUGCAUUGUAAAAAAUAAAAAUUUAAAAAAGAAGCGUGGCCCUGCUGCAGCUGCGUGCAGAAGCAGGAACUUUGUCAAAUAUUUGGUUUGUUACUCCCGAGCUUAACUGCUUCUAUUUAGAUGGCAUAAGAUGUUAAGUCUGUCUUCUUCUUCUUCUUCUUCUUCUUCUUCUUCUUCUUUUUUUUUCUUUUUUAAAGAUCUUUACCAAAAUCACAUGAUGUUGACUUUUGGAUUUUAGGCUUAACUCUUCAUUCCUGCCUCACUUGUCUGUUACCAGAGAUGACGUUGAACCUGUCAUGUGUCUGUUUUUCUGUUGUGUCUCAUUCAGAGCGCUCGCUUAGAAUCGAGAUGUAUGUUCGUACGUCCGAAAAAGAUUUGAUUUUGGUGCCGAUUGCAGGGUAGUCAGGUUAGUGCGAGAAGUUUUUCGUUCAUGGACAUGAGUGUAUUUUUGACCAUCUUUAUCUGCACCCCCUCUCCUAACGCCUCGUGAGUCUGGUUACAUGUGGAUUUGUGUCCACUGGCGACACGUCCCAUUUGUCCUCAUCCUCAGGAGAGGACUCCGUUAGGGGCGAGGGUGCGACUCACAAAUGUUGUUUUCAUGUAAAUAGCAGCAUCAUCAUCGGUUUUAGUCCAAAAUGUUUUUAACCACACUGCAAUCGUCCCGGUUUGCCUUAGCUUACCUAACCUGGGCUUUACAGUAGUAGUCAGUCACUCCUGCUAGCCCGACCUUCAGUGAGUUUGUCAGGCCCGCAGCGCAGAGAGCUGCAGGCGAUCAGAGGACCAUUCUUUUUCUAUUCUACCCUGUAUUCAGUUUGACCUCCUGUAUGUGCAAAGAUGUUUAUCCUUUUGGUAUAGAUUGUUCCAGAUGGCAGUUUAAGCAAUAAAAAAGUAAAAAUGAA
Acanthopagrus latus (yellowfin seabream) is the source of this 3785-nucleotide messenger RNA. Its product is annotated as cAMP-dependent protein kinase type I-alpha regulatory subunit. The record is from RefSeq and is a predicted model, not a curated record. The transcript has 11 exons. Lineage: Eukaryota; Metazoa; Chordata; Actinopteri; Spariformes; Sparidae. Gene Ontology annotation, cellular component: cAMP-dependent protein kinase complex. Gene Ontology annotation, biological process: regulation of protein phosphorylation. Gene Ontology annotation, molecular function: cAMP-dependent protein kinase regulator activity. Bases 201 to 1343 code for a protein of 380 amino acids.